AUGCUGUCCUCCCACAACCCCUUCCGAAACAAGGGUCUCUCGCCACAAUCAACCGGCACAUCGAGCGUCGGCACGUCGCAAUCCAACAGUUCAGGUAGCAGCUCACAGGACGUCGCUGGACAACGUCACACACCACCGCCCCGGACAGCGAGCCGCAGCGCCCUUGAUGAUAGCGACGCAUCAAGCCAUACGACCUCAUACGACAGCCCUCUCCCACCUCUCCCAGCAGACGAUUUGGACAUCCUCACGCAGGAGCUGCCCCCCGCCUACACACCCGCGCCAGAUGUCGCCAAGGGCGAGUCGACGAUAGACAUGGGUCCACGGCGGCCGUUCCAGGAGCCGGCGCGUCUACCUCGCCAGCAGCAGCGGCAGUACAUCACCCCAAUCCCGUCAUCAUGGCGGGCACAGCAGUACGCAAGCACAUUCUCGUUGAGCGGCUGGGCACAAUACCCAGGUGGCCAACGGGGUGCACGCGGCCAGGCAAACCCGCCGCCAUCGCACCCUUCGUUGCAUAGGCCUGCGCGCCCGAGCUCGGCCCCGAACUCGGAUUCGGACGGGCAGCCGCUGUCGGACUUUGCGCGCGAGUUCUACGCUGCUGGUGCGGAUGUUCCAGGCCUGAAUGCGGAGACAUCUGGGGGGGCCGCGGGACCGGGUUCGCGCAGACAGGGCAGCAGCGCCGCCCCAGACGAUGGCAGGCCAACCGAGCAGCCCACGCCGGGCCACCCGCUGCUGAGGCAUGGAAAGGUGCUGCAGUACCCCGCAGGGCAUGAGUGUGACAGAUGUCACAACACCGGUUACAGGAAUAACGACCCCACAUCGCCGUGUCUGAGAUGCUGGGACAAGUACGGCCGCCCGUUCAGCGGUGCCCUCACCUACAUAUCAUGGAACGCGCCUCCAGACCCCUCCUCGCGGCAUGCCUACCAGCGGCCACUCCCGCGCUUCACUCCACCUCACCUAUCCGGGUCCGGGUCAGGACAUCGGCCAUCGCAGUCCUACGGUGGGCUUGGCUCGGAGUCUCCGCUCUCUGCACAUCCGCGCAUCGCGUCACUUUCGCGUCCAUCCGGCGCCUACGCAGGAGGUACGGGUCCGCGCGUCAUCCCUGUCGCGGGCGGCGGUGUGGCGAUGAGCCCGUACCUCGACCCACUGCAAAAUGUGCCGACAAAUGUGCGCGGCGCGAACAACGCGCCACCAGGUGCGACGAUAUUGCGUCCAGGCGACCCGCGCAUUGGCGGGCGGCUGUGCUGGCGGUGUGGGGGCGACGGCGUGACGUCGACGUUCUUAUUCCUUGAUGAGGAGACGUGCUCGCUGUGUGGCGGAAUUGGACGGACCUUCGUAUAG
Messenger RNA from Postia placenta MAD-698-R-SB12, 1338 nucleotides. RefSeq lists its product as hypothetical. The transcript has 2 exons. NCBI's taxonomy places the organism in Eukaryota, Fungi, Basidiomycota, Agaricomycetes, Polyporales, Adustoporiaceae. Gene Ontology annotation, cellular component: cytoplasm. The record is from RefSeq and is a predicted model, not a curated record. Bases 1 to 1338 code for a protein of 445 amino acids.